CACGGCCGGUAGUCCCUCGCGCAUCGUCAGUGCUCUGUGAGCGUGGAAUCCACCUCUUGGAUGUCUGCAGGCCCCGGUUCCCUAUUUAAGGGUUUCACCGGCUGUGAUCUUCUGUCGGUAUAUGGGACUGUGAAUGGCAAUGUGACAUUCUCUCCAUCAAAACCGACUUCUGAGCCGUUCACUGAAAUCCUGUGGACGAAGCAAAAGGACAAAGUCGUCGAAUGGGAGCAAGCGGAGCAAAAAGAUUUCCCGCCUUUUGAGAAGCGGGUGCGUUUGAACACGACGUCCGGCGAACUCACGGUCUUAAACUUACGGCCAUCCGAUGAAGACGAGUAUAAAAUCGAGUCGCUGCCACCUGUCCCAGGUGCCACCCGCUUCUUUCUUCAUGUGCUGGAGCCUCUUCCACCUCCUACACUCAAUUGCACAUCGGCUAAUGGAAACAUUACAAUCCGCUGCAGCACUCUGGAGCAUCACAACCGCCAUCCACAACUCAUAACGUACUCAUGGGAUUGUUCUUCAGAACAGUGUAAAAAUAUCUCCAUAGCUGAAAUAUCUUUUAAGAUAGGAACUGAUCUUAGACAGGAAGUAAAGUGUAUUGUCAAAAAUCCAUUAUCCAGAAAUGCAUCAUCAAUCAUUUUGGCAGCCUGCGUCUCAAGCAGAGCUCACUCGAGGCAUAGGCUUCCCCUCAUAGCAGCACCUUUUGCCAUAAUUAUAACAUGUAUUGUGCUAUAUAGAAACGGUACUCUGAAAUGUGGCAGAGAAACAGACAGAACCAACUCCAGUUGAUUGGUAACAGAAGAUGAAACCAAAGGCAUAGUAAUUAAAUUAUUUGAAGAACUUUAAAAAGCCAUCUCAUAUCUCCUUUGAGUAUUACGCCUUAAGGAAACUUUGGGUGUCUCACCGGAAGCAGACCUUUGUCAGCAGCUAUUUUUUUAAAAGAAGAAAUAUCAACGAACAAAAACAAGGAUUAGCUACACUGUCACCAGCACAUUACGUGACAAGGUGCUUGCAUUCUUUCUAAGAAGUUAUUUUUAUUGGGGAGAAUCUUUUGUAAAUAAUAGAUGCAAAUAUGUAUGUAUUGUCCUGUUAAGACAAAGCUUCGCGUGCCUUUUCAGAAACCGACUUCUCUUCUCUUUAGCAAUAAUUCACUGCAGUCUGUCAUGGGAUCAGAGACUAAUACUCACCCUUGUUGUGUCUCUGGAUGUUGAUAAAAGGCAAGAAAGCACACGGGUCAGCCAAGGAUGAUGGCUCUUUGGGAGGCUGAGACUGGAGAGUCGAGUGCAGCAGGGGAAGACCAGCUUGGGCAGUACAGGGAGACUUCAUCUCAACAAAAAUAAAAAAGUCAGCCAAGCGUGAUGCUGCUGGUCGUCCUAGCUGCGCAGGAAGCUGAGUGGGGAGGAGCACCUGAGCCCAGAAGGUUGAGGCUGCAAUGAGCGGGCAUUCCACUGAAUGUCAGCCUGGGUGACAGAGCAAGACCGCAACUCAGAAAUGAAAGAACACAUGGCAUUCGGGUCUUUUCUGCCGCCUCUUUUGAAAAGGCCGAUCACCAUCCAGUGCAGUCUGCAACGUGGGCGGGGCAGGGGGACCGCUCUCACCGGGACCACUCCACCCACCUGUUGACUGUCAUGACAGGUGGCUGCCGUGCUGGGCAGUACCCAGCACGCAGCACUCGGAACACUGUGCCGUCACAGGCAAACACCGAGUGGCAGCCGCUCCUGAGGGCUGCUGCCCCGUCAGGCUGGAGACUCGCGGAAGGAAUUCCAGGGGCCACCGGCUCGAGAUCAAAGGCGCUGAAGCGCUCACUCUGGUUUCUGUGACAGCUGGUGGGGCGCCGGGGGCCGCCAUCCCCCGGGAGGUGUCCUGCUCCCUCUGCUGCCCUUCAGGGAAAAGGACCUCAACAGGUGAACACGGAUGACAGCUGGGGAGUACAAGGGGUUUGGGGGGAGGAAUAUUCUGAAAUUGGUUAUUAUGGUGGUUGCUAUACAACUCUGAAUGUUCUAAAAAAAAAUAGAAGUGUACACUUUAAGUGAAUGCCUUGUGUAUAUGGGAUAUACUUCGAUCCCACUGUUAUUUAAGAAAAAAUAAAGAUUAAAAGGGGAUUGCAUCCUGA
This is a messenger RNA of Carlito syrichta (Philippine tarsier), 2110 nucleotides long. It is a transcript of the gene CD58, whose product is annotated as CD58 molecule. Lineage: Eukaryota; Metazoa; Chordata; Mammalia; Primates; Tarsiidae. Gene Ontology annotation, molecular function: signaling receptor binding. Bases 61 to 786 code for a protein of 241 amino acids. The record is from RefSeq and is a predicted model, not a curated record. Gene Ontology annotation, cellular component: cell surface. The transcript has 6 exons.